CGUUAGCGUGAAGGUGUCGUGCCGACGAGUUGCCCGGCAUGCUAGCGCGCAGCUCGGCUCCCUGACGCGCAGGAUGGCAGCGCGCCGCGCAGCCGCCGCGCACAUAAACAACUGUGAUAAAUUAACUUAAUUUUUUUCAUAGACGUAGUAUAGAUAACCCGUCCUUGACUAGACUUUGAGAGACAGUGUUGUGUGAAGCCGCCCAUAUGAUCGUCCCAAUGGCAGCGUACGCACAAUUCGGCUAUUCGUACCCAUCCGCCUCGCAGUUGCUGGUGGGCAGCAGCGGGGCGGGCAACGGCGGAGCGGCAACUUCACCUGAUGGAGGCUCAAGCUCCGCGCCGCCCUUAUCGCCUGGUGGCUCAGGGGUAGUCGGAGGAGCCUUAUCCCCAGGCGCUGGAAGCCAUGCCAGCACACCUGCUGCGUCCUGCUGCGACACGCCAAGGCCUAUCAUCACCGACCCAGUAUCGGGACAGACGGUCUGCUCCUGUCAAUAUGAUGGAGCAAGGCUGGCAUUGACCUCGUAUCCAAGACUAUCGAGUGCAGCAGUUGGUGUUUACGGGGCUCCAUAUCCAUCAACGGAUCAGAACCCUUACCCCAGUAUUGGCGUCGACAGCUCAGCCUUCUAUUCACCAUUGAGCAACCCGUACGCGCUCAAGGAAAGUGGCGGCGAGAUGUCAGCGUGGACGUCAGCAGGCCUUCAACCCUCCGGCGGCUACUACCCUUACGACCCGACUCUGGCUGCGUAUGGAUAUGGUGCUGGGUACGAUUUAGCAGCCAGGCGAAAAAACGCGACACGAGAGUCGACUGCUACGCUCAAGGCGUGGUUGAACGAGCACAAGAAAAAUCCUUACCCAACUAAGGGCGAGAAGAUAAUGCUCGCGAUCAUCACGAAGAUGACCCUCACACAAGUGUCAACAUGGUUCGCGAACGCGCGCCGACGUCUCAAGAAGGAAAACAAGAUGACGUGGGAGCCGAAGAACAAGACCGAUGAUGACGACGAUACGAUGCUCUCCGACGAGGAGAAGGAACAAGAGGAUAAAAUAAAAACUAACAAAGAUGAGGAAAGGAAGGGCGACGAGUUGCUGCAGGGGAUGCAUAGCCAGCUGCUUGGUUACGGAAUAAAGGAGGAGUCAAAGCGAGGAACUUCGGAUUGUGGAGUGCCGAUACCGGCGUCCAAGCCGAAGAUAUGGUCACUAGCAGAUACGGCAGCUUGUAAAACGCCGCCACCCGCAGCACAGCCGUGGCCCCAGCAUGGUUACGGACCUGGACCUGAGCGAGCUGUAGCUGGCGAUGGCAGCUCUAAUGGAUUCGCUUUACCUGCGACAGCGGCGGCAAGUCCAGCUAGCGGCUCUUAUGGCCGGUACGGUGGCUUUCCCGGUGCCCAAUAUGGAGGCCAGCACCCUUGCGUGCACCCAGCUGCCUUUCCUGAUGUUCAAACAGACACUCCACCCCAGACGCCACCCAACAUGAAAGUGCCCAGCGUAGCAAAUCCGCUCGGUAGUGGUGGUGGCUCUGGAUACUGCUUUCCACGGCACCAACAGUCACCACAGCGCGACCCCUACCACAACCCCCACCAUGCUAAUAAUCACCAGCCCAAUCAACAUCACGAAAGCUCGGCUGCCUUCAAACCCUUUUAUAAAAGGUAAGCCGAGUGAAACCUGGGUCGCUGCUCCGCCCUCGGCUAGGGACUGUUGGAAUGGUCACAGUGGCACAGUGUUUCCUAUACGAUCAACGAAGCGAGCGAUUUAGAAAUGUUGACAUGUCCGUGCAAAGACGAGACGCGUUACAAUGUAAAUUAAUUUCAUAAAAUUCGGUUAUCGUGUAGAAUAAUUAUUUUCAAAUAUCUAAAUUAAAAUGCACAGAUUAUUGUAAUGUAUAAAGUAUCUUGUUGAUUUGUACUUAAAAAUUUAAUUUCAUGUGAUCUAGAUAACGGUUGUCCUUAGAAAUUAAAUCAUUGUAUUGAAAAAAAAAAACGGUUGCUCAGUAUUUUUAUAGAUAUAAGAAUAUUCUGAAAAUAAUAUCUAUCCAAGUUAUUUAUGAUUAGAAUACACGAAAUGCGCAAUUACGUGUGAAACUUGACUAGCCAUUGGAUUUAGUAAAUUGUAAAUUAUGUUUUAUUUUAAUUGUCAAGUAUGUUAAUAUUAAGGAUUUAUUAAUGUUUUCUGCGUUCUUCCAAUUAAAGAGUUAUAUUCGAAACGAUACGAAUGCUUUUUUCUGAGCUAAGUUUACGCGCUCGGUUUACUUGACGAUAUAAUAUUAAUUUUACAACCGGAAUUAGAGUCGAACUGUCCAUCGUCACUAACGAUCAUUGUAAAUAGAACGGAGCUGUGUAGAUUUUUUAUAUUAUUUAGUUUCACAUCAAGUGUACAAAGUAAUUAAUACUGUUUUUUCCACGUCCCACGUUAUAUACGUCGGAUUUAUAAAUAUUGUUUAAAAGUAUUAUUAGAAGUAUAUGUAAAUAGGUUUAUUCUGAAUAUAUUUUAUUUUAAAUAAA
Messenger RNA from Nymphalis io (European peacock), 2494 nucleotides. RefSeq names its product homeobox protein araucan-like. Gene Ontology annotation, molecular function: DNA-binding transcription factor activity, RNA polymerase II-specific; RNA polymerase II cis-regulatory region sequence-specific DNA binding. The transcript is spliced from 6 exons. Gene Ontology annotation, biological process: neuron differentiation; cell development; regulation of transcription by RNA polymerase II. The record is from RefSeq and is a predicted model, not a curated record. Gene Ontology annotation, cellular component: nucleus. The coding region runs from base 207 to 1646 and encodes 479 amino acids. Lineage: Eukaryota; Metazoa; Arthropoda; Insecta; Lepidoptera; Nymphalidae.